Molecule: messenger RNA, 3096 nt
Organism: Carya illinoinensis
Lineage: Eukaryota; Viridiplantae; Streptophyta; Magnoliopsida; Fagales; Juglandaceae
Product: NADPH--cytochrome P450 reductase-like
Exons: 18
Coding region: 301-2394 (697 amino acids)
Cellular component (GO): cytosol
Molecular function (GO): flavin adenine dinucleotide binding; NADPH-hemoprotein reductase activity; FMN binding
Source: RefSeq, a predicted model, not a curated record
ACCAAGAAAUUCUAGGAAGAAGUAAUAAAGUGGCAAAUCUGCUCAUUAAAAGCACCGAUAAAGUGGGCCCACCCGCCGGUAGCUCGUGUCUCCACGCCUGUCCCUGUCUCUGACUUCCUAUCUCCAUCGCCGACCACCGUCUUUCUAGGGCUCUCUCAUAAAGAUCGAUGUCUUUUUGGAAGAGAGAGAUUUGAAAAAGAAAAGAUCUCCGCCGUCUCAUAAAAAGCGUAACGACCUUUUGUGAAAGCUUUUCUUCUGUUUGUUUGGAGCUUCAAAUUUCGGCUCGAGCUUGAAAUUUGGAUGGCGAAGACGGGUUCCAAUGCGGGUUCGUUCCUACGGGCGCUGGAGUCGGCUAUUGGGAUAUCGCUGGGUGGGUCAGAAUCAGACUCGGCGGUUGUGAUCGUGACAACGUCGGUUGCCGUCAUUAUCGGGCUGUUGGUGUUGGUAUGGAGGAGAACGUGGGAUCGUAGUAGUAGCGGCAGCGAGGUGAAGCCGGUGGUGGUGCCCAAGUUUUCGGUCAAUGAGGAGGAGGACGAGUUGGAUGCGCUGUCCGGGAAGACUAAGGUUUCCGUUUUCUUCGGUACUCAGACUGGCACAGCGGAGGGAUUCGCUAAGGCUUUAGCUGAGGAGAUAAAGGCAAGAUAUGAUAAAGCAGCUGUCAAAGUUGUUGACCUGGAUGAUUAUGCUGCGGAUGAUGAUCAAUAUGGAGAAAAGCUGAAGAAAGAGACUUUGACCUUUUACAUGCUGGCCACUUAUGGAGAUGGGGAGCCAACUGAUAAUGCUGCAAGAUUUUAUAAAUGGUUGACUGAGGUGAAAGAUAGGGGUUCAUGGCUUCAACAACUCAGAUAUGGUGUUUUUGGUUUGGGUAACCGGCAAUAUGAACAUUUCAACAAGAUUGGAAAGGUGGUUGAUGAACAACUUAGUGAACAAGGUGCAAAGCGUCUUAUUCCAGUUGGUCUAGGUGAUGAUGAUCUAUGUAUUGAGGAUGAUUUUGCUGCUUGGAGGGAACAAUUGUGGCCUGAGUUAGAUCAGUUAUUUCAAGAUGUGGAUGACGUGAAUUCUGGAUCUACUCCAUACAUGGCUGUUAUUCCUGAAUAUAGAGUAGUGAUUCAUGAUCCCACUGCUACAUCUUGUGAUGAUAAUUACUCAAACAUGGCAAAUGGCACAGCUUCAUUUGAUAUACACCGUCCUUGCAGAGUUACUGUUGCUGGUCAAAAAGAGCUUCACAAACCUGAGUCUGAUCGCUCCUGCAUACAUCUCGAGUUUGAUAUUUCAGGGACUGGCAUUACGUAUGAAACUGGAGACCAUGUGGGUGUUUAUGCUGAGAAUUGUGAUGAAACUGUGGAAGAAGCUAGAAAAUUGUUGGGUCAACCACUAGAUUUGCUGUUCUCUAUUUACGUUGACAGUGAUGAUGGCACACCCCUUGGAAGCGCAUUGCCACCUCCUUUUCCUGGCCCUUGCACACUUCGCACUGCAUUAGCACGUUACACAGAUCUAUUAAGUCCUCCUCGGAAGGCUGCUCUAAUUGCUUUGGCUGCUUAUGCCGUUGAACCUAGUGAAGCAGAGAGGCUUAAGUUUUUGUCAUCCCCUCAGGGAAAGGAUGACUACUCAAAAUGGGUUGUUGGGAGUCAGAGAAGUCUUCUUGAGAUAAUGGGUGAGUUCCCAUCUGCAAAGCCUCCUAUUGGUGUAUUUUUUGCAGCAAUAGCGCCUCGUUUGCAGCCCCGCUACUAUUCAAUCUCAUCCUCUCCUAGGUUUGCGCCCCAUAGGGUUCAUGUGACCUGUGCUUUAGUUUAUGGUCCAACUCCCACCGGCAGAAUUCAUAAAGGAGUAUGUUCAACCUGGAUGAAGAAUGCAGUUCCUCUGGAGAAGAGCCAUGGCUGUAGCUGGGCUCCUAUUUUUAUUAGACAAUCUAAUUUCAAGUUACCAGCUGAUCACUCACUUCCCGUUAUCAUGGUGGGACCUGGUACUGGCUUGGCACCAUUCAGAGGAUUUCUACAGGAAAGAGCAGCCCUUAAAGAGGUGGGUGCGCAGAUUGGCCCUGGAUUACUCUUCUUUGGAUGUAGAAAUCACCGGAUGGACUUCAUUUAUGAAGAUGAGUUAAAUGGUUUUGUGGAGCAAGGCGUGCUAUCAGAGCUGAUGGUUACAUUUUCAAGGGAGGGGCCGCAGAAGGAGUAUGUUCAACAUAAGAUGAUGGAAAAAGCUGCGUAUAUAUGGAGUCUGAUUUCUCAGGGGGGAUAUUUUUAUGUUUGUGGUGAUGCCAAAGGUAUGGCCAGAGAUGUUCAUCGGACUUUGCAUACAAUUGUCCAGCAGCAGGUAAGCGUGGAUUCAUCAAAGGCUGAGGCCAUAGUGAAGGAACUCCAAAUGGAUGGACGAUACCUUAGAGAUGUAUGGUGACAGUUCCACUUUUUAAUAGAAACUGUCACCAUUCAGAAAAGUGUGGAUUCAUCGAAGGCUGGGGCUAUAAUGAGGAAACUUGGAACGGAAGAACCAUACAUUGUGGCAUUCCACUUUUUCAUUUUCUAUCCCUGGCUGUUUUGUAGCACUGGGGCCGAAUGUAGCAGUCAAUUUAUUUAUCUUCCAGUCCAAGCCCCUUCGGUGGGUAUGUUUCUGCCCUCCCGGUAUUGUUGCAGCAGAAUGGGACAAAGAUGAUGGUGGAAACUGAAACAUGGUUCCUAUUAGGGUGCGCAUUCAUUUUUAGGAACAGCAUAGUAGCAAAUUACAAAGAUGCCAGGAACAGAAUAAUCACAGGUGAAUAUUAGGUUGUUUUGGAUUGGAUUUUUUUGUAUGAACAACUGUAGUUAUUGGGGGAGUUUGAUUGACCAGCCAGUGGUUUUCUAUAAAUUUAGCAGGCAGAUCGAUUCAUCCAAAAUGAAUGGGGUUGCUAUCUGUGCAUUCGAGUUUUUAGUGAACUGGUUCUGAUACUAUGGUGCUGCCUUGCAAGUUGUGCAUCCGGGGGCUCCUGAGUCCUGACCUUUUUGUUUCUAAAGAGUUACUUUAUGUAUAUAUACUUUUGUAUCUCUUAUUACAUUGUGUUAAUGUAAUAUUGUUUAUCAACCUUUAGAUCAUAUUAACACAAUGAGAUACAAGUAUAUAGCA